This is a messenger RNA of Microplitis demolitor, 1362 nucleotides long. RefSeq names its product sodium/potassium-transporting ATPase subunit beta-2. Gene Ontology annotation, biological process: sodium ion export across plasma membrane; intracellular sodium ion homeostasis; potassium ion import across plasma membrane. The transcript has 6 exons. Lineage: Eukaryota; Metazoa; Arthropoda; Insecta; Hymenoptera; Braconidae. Gene Ontology annotation, molecular function: ATPase activator activity. Bases 274 to 1257 code for a protein of 327 amino acids. The record is from RefSeq and is a predicted model, not a curated record. Gene Ontology annotation, cellular component: sodium:potassium-exchanging ATPase complex.
GGGAGCGAGAAGUCUAUAAGUUUAAAAGCAUGGAAGUUGAAGAGAAGGGGAACAAUAAUAGAUAGCAUGUAACUUUUGUAUGCUGAUGUGCUUAUGACUGGAUUACUGGAUCACUGAGAACCGAGGACGCCAACUAAAAUUAUCAAAACUUGUCUAUUCUCUAGCAGUCCACCAGGAGUAGUGGACUCUUGUGUUUGUUAUUUUAAAUUUAAAUAAAAAAAACGUGGAAAAUUAUUUAAAUAAUUUUAAAAAGUGAUAGGUAUUUACAUUACAAUGGUGGCUAAGGACAGCAAAAAAGAUUUAGGAGUUAAGGAGGAGUCAAUGAAUCCUUAUGAAAAACCUCCAGAAAUAUCAGCACGUCAAUCAUUUAAAAAUUUUUUUUACAACAAAGAAACUGGAGCUAUAAUGGGCAGGACACCCAGCAGUUGGGGAAAAGUUGGAUUAUUUUAUUUGAUAUUUUAUGGAGUACUUGCUGCAUUGGUAGCAAUUUGUUUUUGGUUUUUUUUCCAAACACUUGAUAUGAGAAUACCUAAAUGGCAAUUAGAUAGUUCAAUUAUUGGAACAAAUCCAGGUCUGGGAUUUAGACCGAUGCCACCAUCGUCCAAUGUUGAGAGUACUUUGAUUUGGUUCAAGGGAACAGAUCCAGAAAAUUACAAGCACUGGGUUAAUGAAUUGACUGAUUUUCUAGAGGAUUACAAGAAAUUGGGAUCGACUGCUGGUCGAGGUGCAUCAACAACAGAUUGUGAUUAUCAUAAAUUACCAAGUCCUGAACAAGUUUGUAUUGUAAAUGUACGACAAUGGCAUCCAUGUACCCAAGAAAAUUUCUUUGGCUAUCAUAAAUCUGGUCCUUGUGUUUUUAUAAAACUUAAUAAGAUUUAUGGCUGGAAACCAGAGUACUAUACAUCAGUUAACCAACUGCCGGAUAAAAUGCCCCGUGAUUUAAAAACAAUAAUUGGUAACUUAACUGUACGUCAAUCAAAACAAUUAAAUACUAUCUGGGUGUCUUGUCAAGGAGAAAAUCCAGCAGAUGAAGAAAAUAUUGGACCAGUUAAAUACAUUCCGCAGCAAGGAUUCCCAGGAUACUACUAUCCUUAUGAAAAUACUGUCGGUUAUCUCAGCCCAUUGGUUGCCGUUCAUUUCGAAAGACCAAAAACUGGAAUUCUUAUUAACGUUGAGUGCAAAGCUUGGGCAAGAAAUAUAAAACAUAAUCGUAAUGAUAAAAUAGGAUCAGUUCACUUUGAACUUUUAAUUGACUAAAAUUAUUACAAAUUUUUUUUAAAAAAUAAUGAAUCUCAAAUGCGACAUGACAAUUCGCAAAAUUUAAUUAUUAAUUUUACAUAAGCAUUUAUGAAAAAAAUGGAU